Messenger RNA from Trypanosoma theileri, 2007 nucleotides. Its product is annotated as putative dynamin, putative,vacuolar sortin protein 1. Lineage: Eukaryota; Euglenozoa; Kinetoplastea; Trypanosomatida; Trypanosomatidae. The transcript has a single exon. Gene Ontology annotation, molecular function: GTPase activity; microtubule binding; GTP binding. The coding region runs from base 1 to 2007 and encodes 668 amino acids. Gene Ontology annotation, cellular component: microtubule; cytoplasm; membrane. The record is from RefSeq and is a predicted model, not a curated record.
AUGGAUCAACUCAUCUCAGUCGUCAAUGAGCUUCACGAUGCCUUCGCAAAUGUGAAAAUGAAUAUUAAGCUCAACUUGCCACAGAUUGCUGUGGUGGGAAGCCAGAGCUCUGGCAAGAGCAGUGUGCUUGAGGCUAUUGUGGGAAGGGACUUUUUGCCUCGUGGAUCGGGGAUUGUGACGCGCUGCCCACUCGUACUGCAGCUGGUUCAGCUACCCGCAUCGGCUAAGGAGGAAUGGGGUGAGUUUCUUCACAAGCCUGGUAAGAAAUAUUACAAUUUCGCCGAAAUAAAUGAAGAGAUUCAGAAUCGCACUGUGGAGAUUGCAGGCAAGUCAGCCAUCACCGACAGACCCAUUAACCUAAAGGUUUUUUCCCCACACGUGCUUAACCUGACGCUCGUUGACUUGCCGGGGUUGGUGAUGAACGCAGUGGGCGACCAGCCAAAGGAUAUUGAUCGCCAAAUUAAAGACAUGGUCACUCGCUACGUGUCACCAGCCAACACUAUUAUUCUCGCCAUCUCACCUGCGAAUACUGAUUUGGCAACAAGCGCCUCGCUUCGUCUCGCCCGGCAGUUGGACCCCGAGGGACUUCGCACAGUGGGUGUACUGACAAAGCUGGAUCUCAUGGACCGUGGCACAGAUGCGUUUGAUGUUCUCACAGGCAAAGUGAUCGGCCUCCGUCACGGCUUUGUGGGUGUGGUGAACCGCAGUCAACAGGACAUUAACGACUCGAAGGGAAUGGAGGCGGCACGAGAGGAUGAGCGGGCGUUUUUCCACAAUCACCCUGUGUACAGCGCUAUUGCCGAUACACAGGGUACAGAGUAUCUCGCGAAGAAAUUGAAUCACCUCCUUCUCGAGCAUAUUAAGGCAGUAAUUCCAGAUCUCAGGGCGCACGUGGAUAAACUGAUGGAAAGUACCAGAAAACAAAUGGAGAAGCUCGGCAUGCUUGACCACGAAAGCAUAGAUCCAGGAGCGAAUAUGUUGUCACUUAUUAAAUUGUUUAGUGACAAUCUCAACCAUACCAUUGAUGGUGGUGUGACUGAUGCAACAAAGGAGUUGCUGGGUGGUGCCCGACUUGACUACAUAUUUAAUGAGUGUUUCGCCUCCUACGUUAAUGGUUUGUCUGCUCGUAAAGAUUUGACAGAUGAGUACAUCCGAAUUAACACACGUAACAUGGCGGGUAUGCAUGCUACAUUAUUCCCAUCCGAUCAUGUAUUUGUUGCGCUUUCAAAGCAACAGAUUACCCGUUUGGAAGAUCCUUCGCAAAAAUGUGUCCAAUUUGUAUAUGAGGAGCUUAUCAAGAUUGUGGAACUCUGUGCAACCAGACUGGAUCGCUUUCCAAAGUUGAAACAGGCCGUUGUGGAGAUCUGUCAGAAGUCACUGCUGGAGUAUCGUGUUCCGACUACGGCCCAUGUUCGAACAAUCAUAGCUGCUGAACGUGGUUUCAUCAAUGUGAAACAUCCAAUGAUGGAGGAACUUGCACAGCGGGCUUUCAUAAAAAUAUUUGGAUCGGAUCCAGAAAAGAAAGACCCACAGCAACAACAGCAGCAGCAACAACAACAGCAGCAAAGACGUGGGAGUCCAGAUGGAAAAGAUAAAGGGGAUAAGAAUAAAAAAGGUGUUAUUGAAAGUGCUAUGAGUAAUGGAGAUAGAAAGAAUAUGGAGGAUGUGCCGUCAACGAUUAUGUUGGGCAACAACAUGUCGUUACACGAACGGCACAUUAACGAUGCUAUCCGAGAGAUGGUGGAGGGAUACUUCACGAUUGUUAAGGGCACUGUCGCUGACCAGGUUCCCAAAGCCAUUACAUUGCUUAUGAUUACAAAACUACGGGAGGAAGUGUACGCAAGACUCGUGAAACAACUGUAUACCGAUCAGAACAUUCACGAUUUGCUUGCAGAGUCUCCUGAAGUGGCAACGCAGCGUAAAGCUGCAACAACGAUGAUGGAGGCAUUGAAAAAGGCACAGGCUGCGUUGGAAGACGUGCGUGGCUUCACACUUGGCACGAAGUAG